Molecule: messenger RNA, 2109 nt
Organism: Linum trigynum
Lineage: Eukaryota; Viridiplantae; Streptophyta; Magnoliopsida; Malpighiales; Linaceae
Source: the annotation of a GenBank genome assembly
UGCUACUGGACGAACAUGAAUAUUGAAAUACUCACUUCGAACCGGGCAUGGACAUUCCUAAGUGAAAUCCUUUCUCCUAUCUAGGAAGCCGGUUCGAGUUUGCUCUGCGAACGAAAGGAAAGCAACCUAGGGCAUGUACUAACUAAUAACAACAAGCGAAGGCACGCAGCAACUUUCAACAAUAAACCCUCUUGCAGCUGUUCCCGGCUUUUUUCUGCUUACCAGCAGCCAGCAGCCCUUUCUCUCAACCAGAAAUCCCUAAAAAUGGACGACAAACUAGCCGCCGCAAUCGCCGCCGCGCCGGCAAAGGUUCUGACUGAGAUUGUGAAGUUAGCGCAAAGGCAGGGGCGCAAGGGCACAAAGGGAAGCUGGAAGGAGUUCCUCAAUGUCUACGAUAAGAAGUUUGGCUCUUCACUCAGUGAUCCUGGCAAGAGGCCCAAAGAAGCUUUGGCUUCUUUCCUUCAAACAUUUAGCGGAGAAGAUGAUUCCAAGUUUGUUGAUAAUGUUCUCAAGUCGCAUUCAAGCCGGGAGGUGUUGCUGCAGAUUGCUAAAGAGGCUUCAGGCGAUGUGUCUCCUGAACAGAGGCUGGUUCAUUUAACUCUUGAACAUCCACUUUUCAUGGCGAAGUAUGUGUUCCCAUCAUAUGAAAAGGAUUGGGUUGUAACAAAACCCUGUAAAAUGUCCAAGCUGGUAAAAUCGGAUGAGAUGCUUGCUCUUGAUUGUGAGAUGGUUCUUUGUGAGGAUGGUACUGAUGCUUUAGUGAGAGUCUGUGUUGUGGACCGUGAUUUACAGGUCAAGCUCCACGAGAAAGUAAACCCUUACAAGCCAGUUGCAGAUUAUCGAACUGAAAUUACUGGAAUCCAUCCUGGAGAUCUGGAUAAUGUUACAUGUUCCUUGAGAGAUAUACAGAAAUCCUUGAAAAAGCUACUGUCCAAAGGUUCCAUUUUAGUGGGCCAUGGGUUACAUAAUGACCUGCUUGCAUUGAAGUUGGACCACGCAAGAAUUAUAGACACGUCACUUAUCUACAAAAAUUCGGUUGGGCGUGUACCAUCUUUGAGUAAUUUGUGUGAGUCAAUUCUAGGAUAUAAGCUUCGAGAGGAAGGUGCUCCUCACAAUUGCUUAGAUGAUGCACGUACUGCUAUGAAAAUUGUACUGGCUAAGCUCAAGCAUGGAGUUGAUAAAGAAACUCCGUUGCUUGUAUCUAACCUGAAGAGUGUACCUGAUGAUGAACUUGCUAGGCUGCUCGUUCACAAAAUACCGAGCGCUGUGCCAACCGAAGAACUAAGAAGAGUCUUUCCUGCAAACUUUACUAUUGAGCUAAAGCCACUUAAGAAAGGCCAGGGAAAACACUACUCCGUGUUAGCCAUUUUCAAGAAGUUACGAGAGGCACAUGAAGCAUUCCAAAAAGUAGAUGGCUCCAUUGAAAAGGAUUCUGCUGGACGCCCACAGAAGCUGGUUACCCUCGUCUCCGACUCGGGAAAAACUACUACUGUUUGUGUACGUCAAAUGGUGCCCGAGGAUUCUCUCCAAGAUCAGCAGCAAAAGAGAGCUCUGGAACUCGAGGACCGCGGUGGUCAAAAGAAGCAGAAAACGGAUCAGUCAUCUGAAGAUGGUCACCUCCUGGAAGAGAUCGAAAGAUUGAAGCAAGAACUAAGAGUCCAAGGUGAAGCUCACUUGAAAGAAACUGAAAGAUUGAAACAAGAACUGGAGGAGAAAGAUGUCAAGAAUCAUUGCGACGACCACUUGAAAGAGAUGGAAAAACUGAAGCAACAUAUACGUGCGAAAGACCUCGAAAUUGCUACCCAGGACAAGAUCAUUGCCGAUCUCAAACAGAAAUUGAACGACGCGAAGACCACUAAGAAGGGACGGUAACGGUUUUAAACUCGUGGAGAGGAUUUUGUUACUGUUAUACGCUUUUAUUGUGUCUUCAAUAUUCCCCACAAUUUUGAACCGGAGAUGGAAGAUUUAGGAUUGAAGUUUGUCGUUGAGAAAGCGUCCUGUAACAUUUAACUCAAGGAAAGAUUUAGAUCACUCUCUUCAAAUUAUCAUGAUUCAUGAGGGCAUCAAAUUUGUCGAACACCUUACACCUCAUAAAUUAAAAAAUUUAUU